AUGCAAUCUUCUUUUGCGUCCGCAAAUGCCCAUCGGAGAACAUCAUCAAAUCCAUCGUUCAAGAUCCGGCCCGAGCGACCUAAAGAUCACGAAGCUAUACGUCAAGUUAUCUCAGCCGCUUUCGCGAAGAAAUCGCAUCUCCAACAUCGAGAGUUCGAAGUCGUGGAGAAGUUGAGAAAUGCGGGGCAGCUCAGUGUUUCGCUUGUUGCUACGACCGGGGUUGGAAGCAGUCAGCAAGGCGAAGAUAUUGAUGAAGAUGAAUUUUUGGUGGGUUAUGUUGCUGUGUCGCCUGUGAGCAUUGUUUCGCACGGGACUGAAAUAGGAUAUGGGGAGAAGGAUGAGGUCGGAAACAUGGGUGGUCAAGGUUGGUAUGGACUUGGACCUGUCGCUGUGAGACCUGAAUUGCAAGGGCAAGGAAUCGGACCAGCGUUGAUUUGGAAAGCGAGAGAUGUUUUGAUAGAGUUGGGAGCGAGUGGGUGGGUUGUUUGUGGGCGAAGAGAGUUGUACGCCAAAUUUGGUUUCGACAAAUUUGACGGUCUGUGGGUGGAUGGUGUGCCCAAGAGCAGAUUUUUCUGUGCAGCAUUGAAGGGAGAUGCUGAUCGAGAUCAUCGUAGGCGCGAGGUGAGGUACUGCGAUGCUUGGAAUAUACUGUAA
Messenger RNA from Cercospora beticola, 654 nucleotides. Lineage: Eukaryota; Fungi; Ascomycota; Dothideomycetes; Mycosphaerellales; Mycosphaerellaceae. The record is from RefSeq and is a predicted model, not a curated record.